UAUCCUCUAUUUACAGAAUGUGUAUAACUGUAAAACAUAGCCGAAUGCUGCUGUUGUUACAGAAUUAUUUCAUCAUACGCUUUUGAAAUGCUGACUCCUGAUACAGUUUUGCUGAAUGAAAAAGGCUGUUACAUGUACAAAGUCAGAUGUAAGAUUUGAUACAGUUGAAGAAAGAAGAAUUUGUUGACAGAAAAAUACAUGCCAAACAGUGAGCAAAAGCAUUUUAUGAAGAAAAUACCCAAUUUUUUUUGUGAUACAGUACCAAUGAUGGAAUAUUUGUAUACUUAAUGGGAAUUGACAAAAUGGAGAUGAGGAGUUGAAAAUGUGCUUACAAUGAGAGAAAUGACAAAAACGAAAAGUAAUCAGAGGAUAAAAUACAACAGUUCAACUGAUUUUAUAAUGAUACAUGUAUGUUCACCAUAAUAAAUAGUCAAGCAUUAUGGGUGUGUGUAAUAGUUUCUAAAGUCAUAAAUGCCAGAAAAAGUGAUAAACAAGAAUCCAGACUGGAGAAAAUACAGUUUCUGUUAUAGCACAUUCAGCCACAUGAACUGUCAGAAGCACACAUGAGGUUAUAUACUGGAGUAAAUCGUUGUAGGUUUAAUUAUUGCAAUGGCACAUUCCACCAUAUUCACAAUUUGAAAUGACACAUGGAGAAACACACUUGAAUAAAUAUUUCCAAUGUAAUGAAUGCACUGGCACAUUAUUCCAUAGAGACAGCCUUAAGCAACACAUGAUGAUGCAUCCUGGGGAAAAAACUUUUUAUAUAAUAAUAAAUGUAAUAUCUGUGAUGUUACAACUGUAGAGCAAAUCCAAAGCAACACAUGAAGAUAUACAUACUGAAGUAAAACAUUUGAAAAAUAACAUAUGCGGUGUGACAAAUACAACUGAUCUCAAGAAAAACAUGAGUAAACAUACUGAAGAUACACAAAUCGAAUGUGAUGGCACAUUCAAUUGCAUAAGCAGUUUGAAGCAACACAAAAGGAAACACACUGUAGAAAAACCUUUUACAUGUAAUACAUGUGAGGGCAUAUUCAGUGAUGUAUAUACUCUAAAGCAACACAUGAGGAUACAUACCGGUGAGGACCGUUUUAAAUGUGAUGUUUGUGAGGGCACAUUCAAACACAUGAGCAGUUUUAAGCAACACAAGAGGAUUCAUACUGGUGAGAAACUAUUUAAAUGUAAUGUAUGUGAUGACACAUUCAACCGCAUAAGCAGUUUGAAACAACACAAGAGCAUACAUACUGGAGAGAAACCUUUUGAAUGUAAAAUCUGUAAGGGCACAUUCAGACAAAUGUCCACACUAAAGCAACACAUGUUUAUACAUACUGGAGAGAAACAUUUUAAAUGUAGUAUAUGUGAUGGCGCAUUUAACCGUAUGAGCACUCUGAUUCAACACAUGCGGCUACAUACCGGAGAAAAACCUUUUAAAUGUAGUGUAUGUGAUGAAACAUUCAACCGAAAGAGUACUUUGAAUCAACACCUGAGGAUACAUACUGGAGAGAAGCCUUUUAAAUGUAGUGUAUGUGAUGGCACAUUCAACAACUUAAGCACUCUUAAUCAACACAUGAGGACACAUACUGGAGAGAAACCUUUUAAAUGUAGUUUAUGUGAGAGCAUGUUCACCUGCAUGGGCAAUUUAAAGCAACAUAUGAAGAUACAUACUGGAGAGAAACUUUUUAAAUGUAGUGAAUGUGAUAGUACGUUCAACCGUAUGAGCAACUUGAAGCAACACAUGAAGACACAUACUGGAGAGAAACCUUUUCAAUGUAGUGUAUGUAAUGGCUCAUUCAGUCGAAUGUCUAUUUUAAAGCAACACAUUAGGGUACAUACCUGAGAGAAACCGUUUUUAAUGUAGUGUAUGUGAUGGCACAUUCAGACGAAUUUCUGUUCUAAAGAACCACAUGAGGAUACAUACUGGAGAGAACACUUUUUCAAUGUUACUGUGUAAUUGUGAUGGUGUAUGUGAUGGCACAUUCAGACGAAUUAUAAUUUCUAUUCUAAAGCAAUACAUGAGGAUACAUACUUGAGAGAAAACCUUUUCAUUUUUGUAGUAUAUAAUGUUGUAAUUCAAGUUGGCAAAACUUUACAGGGCAAUCAAAAAACUUCCUAAAAUAUUUGAUAUCAGAUAUAAAAAAAAUAAUAUCAAGAAAAUUUCUGUUGAGUAUUUCAUGUAUUUGAAAAAUGUUCAUAAUAUUUGAUAUAGUUCAAGUAACAACCAUUUUGCAAAUAAAAUGUUGAAAAUAU
Molecule: messenger RNA, 2244 nt
Organism: Ruditapes philippinarum (Manila clam)
Lineage: Eukaryota; Metazoa; Mollusca; Bivalvia; Venerida; Veneridae
Product: zinc finger protein 83-like
Exons: 2
Coding region: 902-1834 (310 amino acids)
Source: RefSeq, a predicted model, not a curated record